AUGAAUGUCGACCUUCUUCCAGACAUAUGCUUGGAGAUUUCAAGUUGGUUAUCCCUAAGAGAGGUAGCGAGACUGGGCGAGUGCAGCAAGGCCUACCACCGCAAAUGGGAGCCCUUCCUGCUUGCUACGCCCGCCUCCCGACAGAAACUGAUGUUCUAUGGUGUCUCUCACGGGGAGAGAUGGGCUCUUGCCAAAGCCAUCUCAUACGGCCGCUUCCCCACCUACGAGGACCUGGAGUACGCAGUCGAGUACAUCCUUGAGCAGGACGCGGCAGCUUUCGCCGAGUUCCUAGUCACUUACGAACCUUUCCGACAAUUACUGACCGUAUUCGAUCCAUUGACGGCGCCGCCCUACAAGCGCAACCUGCAAGUCAGCUAUCGGAACCACCUGCCAAUGCUUUCUGCCGCAAUGCGCAUGGCUCAGACUGGAGAGACAGGCAUCGUCGAUAUGCUCUUGACAUCUCGAUUGGGAAUCAACCGGCCACUCGUUGCAGACCUCCAGGUCCUCGAAGAGUCCGUAGAGGGACACUAUAUGAUCACCCCCGUGUGGGCCUACGUGCUCGCCGACUUCAGCGAGAGGCAGCAGACCGGACCCCUUUCUGCCUCAGAAGGACUCCAAUACCUGUUUCACCAUGGUGCUGUCAUUCGGGCAACGACCCAGCUUCGCAUGAAAUCCGAGAAGCCCCCUCCAUCGCUGCUCGAGAUGUUCUGGGCCAAGAACAACGGGUUCGCGACGCUGCUGAACGAUGAUCUAUAUGGCAUGAUUAGAAUCCUCAUCCGCAAGCAAGCAGUGAGAGGGGCGGUGCAUUCCUUCCUCCUCUGGAAAGACAAUGUAUCGGGGCUGGACCCGGGAUUUCUGGUGCAGCGGAUGGUCCCACACCCACGGCUUGUGCCCUCCCCGGAGCAGAAGCAGGUCAUCGUACACCGCUGGAACGCCAUCUUGGACCUUCUCCUGACGCCGAGAAAUGUUGAUAUUGGUUUCCAGGAAGAGCUAAAUGACAUGCUCUUCCUCUUCCUGAUGAAUGUCGUGAAAAAGGCUGCCAGCGAGGACUUUCGGGAAGCCCAGAACAAAGCUCCCGAUACGCAUUUGAUAGCUUCAGCCAUUGACAUGUUCGGCCCGGGUCCCGGCCUACCCGAGGAAUUGGACCCCGUGACCAUCAGGAAGCUCAUCGAGAAGGGCGCGGACAUCAGAUGGCGGCCGCCGUGGGGCGAGUACAAGGGCCGGUCCAUCCUGGAAGCCAUAGCCAUUACCCAGACCCAGCACCACGACUACCUUCUGGCGAAUGUGCGGCCGACCCGGCAGCACUCGUUUGUCAACACUCUGCUCGGCCUCGGUGCAGAGCGAGUCGAUACGACCACGCCGAACUUGCGCGGGCGGCUGGGCAUGAGGGGCCACCCCAGAGGAUGGUUCCGUUUUGUGCAGGGAAAAGUCCGGGAGGAAGACGCUCUGCUGUGGUGCCCAACUGCCGGUUUCCUGCUUGGCUACCGUCCUGCGGCGAUGCCUUUGGGUGAGGCAGAGGAGGGCGUGGUUACGGCAUAG
Molecule: messenger RNA, 1539 nt
Organism: Clonostachys solani
Lineage: Eukaryota; Fungi; Ascomycota; Sordariomycetes; Hypocreales; Bionectriaceae
Source: the annotation of a GenBank genome assembly